Durio zibethinus is the source of this 1729-nucleotide messenger RNA. RefSeq lists its product as uncharacterized. The record is from RefSeq and is a predicted model, not a curated record. Lineage: Eukaryota; Viridiplantae; Streptophyta; Magnoliopsida; Malvales; Malvaceae. Gene Ontology annotation, biological process: spliceosomal snRNP assembly. Gene Ontology annotation, molecular function: protein binding; RNA binding. Gene Ontology annotation, cellular component: SMN complex.
GCGCCUAUCCCUUUGGUUUUCGUAUCUCUGUGCCUGACUCCAGACUCCUGUAAAACAUUAGUUUCUUUUUUCUUUUUCUUUUUUUUGUUUUUCCCUAACAUUUUCGCAUCAUCUUGCUCAGAGCCCAGGGUUAGGAGGUGUGGAUUCACGCAGUCAAAUCCCCAAUCCCACUAAUCAAAGCGUUUUCCCACCUGUACUAAACUACCGCCAUUUCUUUUUCUGUCUCUUUACUACUAAUCUCUCUCUCUCUCUGUUUGUACAUUCUGAUCCCCAAAAGAAUACCCAGAAAAGAAAACCCAAGUUGUCUUUUUUAUUCUUUGGGUUUGUGUAGAUUUGUAAUUAUUUUAAGGUUGUCUUGUUGUUUUGUUUGGAGAUCGUAAAAGAAAGGGAUUUCUUUUUCGUUUUGUAAGUAAAAAGAAAUGGAGAAGAAAAGGAUUGCGGUCCCACUUGUUUGCCAUGGCCAUUCACGUCCCGUCGUGGAUCUCUUUUACAGUCCUGUUACUCCAGAUGGCUUUUUUCUCAUUAGUGCUAGCAAAGAUUCCAGUCCCAUGCUGAGGAAUGGGGAAACUGGAGAUUGGAUAGGAACGUUUGAAGGACACAAGGGCGCAGUGUGGAGUGUUUGCCUGGAUACAAAUGCUUUACGUGCUGCUUCUGGUUCUGCUGACUUUACUGCGAAAGUGUGGGAUGCACUAACAGGUGAUGCAUUACACUCAUUUGAGCACAAGCAUAUAGUUCGAGCCUGUGCUUUUUCUGAGGAUACACACCUUCUAUUGACUGGGGGAUUUGAGAAAGUUCUCCGUAUUUAUGAUUUGAAUCAUCCAGAUGCACCUCCAAGAGAAGUGGACAAAUCACCUGGUUCCGUCAGAACUGUUGCGUGGAUGCAUAGCGAUCAGACAAUAUUAAGUUCUUGCACUGAUAUGGGGGGUGUCAGAUUAUGGGAUGUAAGGAGUGGUAAAAUAGUUCAAACUCUAGAGACCAAGUCAUCUGUGACCAGUGCUGAAGUGAGUCAAGAUGGUCGAUAUAUCACAACUGCAGAUGGAUCUAUGGUUAAGUUCUGGGAUGCAAACCACUUUGGGUUGGUAAAGAGCUACAACAUGCCAUGCACAGUUGAAUCAGCUUCAUUGGAACCAAAGUAUGGAAAUAAAUUCAUUGCUGGAGGAGAAGAUAUGUGGGUUCGUGUUUUUGAUUUCCACACUGGGGAUGAGAUAGCAUGCAACAAGGGUCAUCAUGGUCCUGUGCACUGUGUGCGUUUCUCGCCAGGAGGGGAAUCAUAUGCCUCAGGAUCCGAGGAUGGAACCAUUAGAAUAUGGCAGACAGGUCCUCUGACUUAUGAUGACACUGAAUCAUUUGCAGCAAAUGGGCCAGUUGGAAAGGUGAAGGUAUCAGUAGAACGCAAGACUGAGGGUUUCCACAUUGUAGAAGAGGGCAAGAGCAAAGAGAAAGAAGCAGGGAAUGAGUAAGAAGGGUUAUGAUUUCGAGCUUUUAUCUUUGCAGGCAAUAACCGCUUUUGGCCAAGAUCCUCAAGAUAGUUUUUCUUAUCAGAGAUAAAUUAGAUUUUUUUUUUGUAUAAUUUCCAAGUCUUGCUGCGUUUAACAUAAAUAGACUAGACCAAAAUGUUUUGUAAAAGAUAUAAGCAUCUAAAAUUAUAUGGUCCUCCCCCCCCUUCCCUUUUGAAACAUGAAUUGCCAACCAAAAAGCAGUUGAUUGAUCUUUUUAAUUUCAUUUCAAA